AUGCCCGUGGAUUGGUCUUCAUCUUCUUCUUCAGAUGAGGAACUUCGAACAGCUCUGCGGCGCAACGCCACACAGAUGCGAAGUGAGGGACGGGCGCUGGCAAAUUAUAGAACACCAACUACAUUCUACAACGGCGAAGCGGUGGAGGUAAAAUAUGGCACCAUAUAUUGUCCCUUUAGAAAAAGACACUUUCAUAUACUUCCAGUGAAGAAAAAUCCAGCUGCGUUUUUCGGUGAUGCAAAUGUGAGGCGACGGAGACGUCGUUGUAUAUCUCCUUCAUCCAUUCAGCUGCUGGAUGCUACUUCGUCCUUUGAAGAAGCAAAUUCUGAAUUAAAAAAACUUACGCUUAACGAAAUCAGAGAUACUGGAUUUUAUAUUUUCCAUGAUAUUAAGGAGUUUCCCUCGCCCGCUCUUGUGGUCUCGCAUCCACCACUUUUGCAGGAUUUCAGGUAUUCCCGACUUGCAAUGGAAAGUAGUUUCAAGGAACGUUUGGUGUCUCCAGUCUGCUUGAGUAACGAAACCGGUGGAUGGAGGCGCUCCGGGUAUCAAAUAGCCCCAACGGGCACAGUUGCAAGUUUUUUGGAUGGCCGCUUUGCUUUCUUUGGUGCGGGUCAGCACUCAGAGCUUUGUGUCGUGGAAAAUGAAAUAUUGCUGCCUCAUUCUCUCAGGAUUCCGGACGGCAGCGGUGAUGUAGUGGGAAUGCAUGCCGUGGGUCCCAAUGCCAUGGUUAUUGUGAGAAAAAAUAGGAUCCAACACCUUUUUUGGGAUUCUGAUGCUUCGUUGAGUUCCGCGUCGUGGACCUCUUCUCCCGAGAGCUACGCAAAAUUUUCGAUUUCAUGCACCAAUGCAUUUUCUGAUGACCAAAGUAAGACUCGUGUUUUUCUUGCCUCCGGGAGGAGUUUGUUUACAGCUGUUUUGCGUGAGACCACGUUUUCCAGGCCCCGCAAAUUGUGUGUGUUUCAUAAAGCUCCUGUUUCUUCGAUUGCUACAUUUUCUGUGGGGCCUCUUGCCAACCAGGUGGUGUUGUGUGGAACGAGGAAUGGCACUAUUCAAAUGCAAUCGUUGCAAGCUGCUUGGGCUCGUAGUUCCUAUGCUUCUGGUAUUACGCCUAGGGCGGCGUCCAUACCUUACAUUAAUUGUGUGGAAGGCACUUUUAACUUUGUUACAGCUUCGAUCAACGGUGAGGUGAAACUGUGGGAUCUACGAUAUAUGCAUACAAAAGAACCUGUCUCUGAAAUGGAGGUAAACACAGCCGGCGGCCGUUUUCACGAUAUACAGGCUGCUUUUGUUGAUGACAUUGCUUGCUUUACGGAUUCCACCGGAUGUAUUAAUUGCAUUAACACGAGAAAGUGGUUAAGCCUUGGUCAAUACCAAAGAGUUGGGGGCAGUGAGGGGCGACUUUACGUGGUGCGGAAUACAGCUGGAUACCAAAUACUGGAUGCAGGAUUUGACACUACAAUGACGUAUUUAUUGCAUAUUGUAUACUCCUGCGACCGUGGCUUCUUCCCACGCCAUGUCUUUGUGCCCGUGCUUUAUUAA
This is a messenger RNA of Trypanosoma conorhini, 1539 nucleotides long. RefSeq lists its product as uncharacterized. NCBI's taxonomy places the organism in Eukaryota, Euglenozoa, Kinetoplastea, Trypanosomatida, Trypanosomatidae. Bases 1 to 1539 code for a protein of 512 amino acids. The transcript has a single exon. Gene Ontology annotation, molecular function: protein binding. The record is from RefSeq and is a predicted model, not a curated record.